Grosmannia clavigera kw1407 is the source of this 969-nucleotide messenger RNA. Its product is annotated as short chain dehydrogenase reductase. The record is from RefSeq and is a predicted model, not a curated record. The transcript is spliced from 4 exons. Lineage: Eukaryota; Fungi; Ascomycota; Sordariomycetes; Ophiostomatales; Ophiostomataceae. Bases 1 to 969 code for a protein of 322 amino acids.
AUGGCGUCAGUCGGCUAUCUCCGGCCGUCGAUGAUUCAGCAGAACUUCCCGGGCGCACCAAAGUUCACUGAGAAAGACAUCCCCGACCUCUCUGACCGGGUCUAUAUUGUCACCGGCGCAAACACAGGUGUUGGCAAGGAGCUUACCCAGAUUCUCUAUGCUGCCAACGGCACUGUCUAUCUAGCCUGCCGAUCAAAAGGCAAGGCUCAGAAAGCUAUCGAAGAAAUCAAGGCUGCGGCUCCGGGCUCCAGGGGCAGGCUUGCGUUCUUGCCUCUUGACUUGAGUGACCUGAGCACAGUCAAGCCGGCUGUUGAGGCGUUCAAGGAGACAGAGGACAAGCUAGACGUGCUCUUCAACAACGCCGGAGUCAUGAUCCCACCAGAGGACAAGAAGACCGCCCAGGGCUACGACAUGCAGCUCGGGACAAACUGCCUUGGACCCUUUCUGUUCACGAAUCUCUUGACACCCACACUGAGACAGACGGCAGCACUUCGGCCGAGAGGCUCGGUACGUGUCGUCUGGGUUGCAUCCAUGGCGGCAGAGCUGUACUCCGUGAAAUACGGCAUUGAUAUGAGCAAUCUGAAGGGGAAAGACUACAUUAGAAAGCAAGAUCCCAUGACACUGUACGGGAACAGCAAGGCCGGCAACUAUCUGCACAGCUUCGAGUACGCGCGCCAACACAAGAACGAUGACAUUAUCAGCGUGGGAUUCUUCUUGCGGAUGAGCAUGCAAAUGUUCACAAAGAUCAUGCUCCAUCCUCGGAUCUAUGGGGCCUACACGGAGCUGUUUGCAGGCCUGUCGCCAAACGUGACUGUGGAGAGGACUGGACAGUGGAUUGGACCUUGGGGCCGCUUUUUCAAUAUCCGCAAGGACAUCGCGGUCGGUGCGAAGCCGACUUCCGAGGGUGGUUUGGGUGUCGCGAAACAGUUCUGGGACUGGACCAUUGCACAGGUUACGCCGUUUAUCUGA